AUGUCCUCUCGUCCAGACGAUACCCUGACGCACCCACGAUAUAGUAUUUUCCGCGCUUGGGAAUUUGAACUCGUGACCAUACUCCUGGCUCUAGGUCUGGUGGUCGCCAUCACUGUAUUGUUGGCUACUCACGAAGGUCUACCGGCUCCAGAUUGGGGCGAACAUCUCAAUCUCAACGCGUUGUUGGCUCUACUGUCGACCAUCCUUCGAGCUGCACUGGUUGUGAUCGUCGCUCAGAUUAUAUCGCAACGAAAAUGGGAAUGGCUUUCAGAGUCUCCACAUCCUUUGUCCACCCUCCAGAUAUACGAUUCGGGCAGUCGCGGUAGUCUGGGGGCACUGUCGCUCAUAAAAACAGUACUGUUGAAGGACAUAACAGCACUGCUCGCUGCCAGUGUUCUGCUCGUAUCAUUCCUUAUUGGCCCUGCUGUCCAGCAAGCAAGCCGUACCGCAGAAUGUUCAUUUCCUGCGCCAGGCCUGAAUGCAUCAGUGCCAUACGGGCAUUACAUUCCCCGUCGGGGAGGCUACGACCAAUCCAGCUUCGACUCCGCGAGCGGUACUCCAACGCCUGAUAUCAUCGCAGCUAUUCUGUCUGCUGCCACCAACCCGAUGGGUGUAGAGCAUCGUAUCAGCCCAAGUUGUUCCACAGGCAAUUGCACCUUCCCAAGCAUGGGAAACAAUAACGAAUCCACCGACUUCCAGGCUGUUAACACCGACACAUCGCAUUCUACAGUAGCAAUGUGUAGCGUUUGCACCGACGUGACGUCGUUAGUUUCACCGCAGAAUGUCUCCGAGGGUAGUGGCGAGUACACAUCGCCCAUGCUUUACAAUGUUCUACCCAACGGAGUCAAUGUAUCAGCGGAGUAUUCUAAAGGCUAUGUCAUGAAACUUUAUCCGACCGCCAACCUUAGCUGGAUGGGUGAAUUACUGAGCCCAGAAGUACGUCUCAAAUCAAGAUGGGCUUACUCCAACGUUACUAUGCUCGCGACAGGCAGCAGCUGUUUUUCCGGGGAGUACAGAAACGACAAUUGCACAGUCGCUGCUGCGGUAUGUAGCGUAUACCCGUGCAUGCGGACAUAUAACGUUUCAGUCACGAACAACGAACUUUCCGAAGAGAUGAUUCGGUCUGAGGUCAUGCAACCAAACGCAGAGAUAUGGAGCAUGGAGCCUGAAGAUGGUCUGGUUGGACAAAACAUGAAUGUCUCCUAUCAUAGGUCGUCGUAUUACAACUACGUUGCGGUUCGAUCGCCUUGCCCCGAGCCUAAAACCCUCCAGGACAUCCCAAGAGACAGCAGGACCCUGCCCACAGGCAAAGAGAUGUCUUUGUACGACUUCACCGACUAUGGAGGACCAGGGCCGUAUCAAUUUAGCCAUCGCAACGUUACAGCACCAGAAUCCUGCACUUACACGCACGAUGCGACGCUGGCACACAUCAUCUCGACAACCUUCAACCAAGAAAUCUUCUCUGGGGUUUGUGACUCUUACAAAAGCCUCAUGUGCGUCAAGUACAGAGACGGAGACUUCCCUGGAGGCGGUGUGUUUGAGCAGCUGGCUGUUGGCACGAUUAUGCGAAUACUCUACAACAACGGCAGGCCCUCUUUUGAGAACACCACCCGCUGGUUUGACUCUUUUGCAGACGCGAUGACAAACAAGUUUCGAUCUGAAUAUGGCACCGCAGCUAAGAAUGGAACGUUUUCUGACUAUUCUUCCUCUGGCGGCCUUCACUCCAUCGGAGAGUUUCCAUUGGAGCUUGUUCAAGGGAUCGCUUGGCAAUCCAAAACAUGCGUCGCUAUGAACUGGAAGUGGCUAUUGUUGCCUAUUAUCUUGACGUCGGUCACGAUAGCUCUAUCUGCGUGGAUGUGCUUCACCAACUGGCGCCACCGUUACAUGAAGCCUGUCUGGAAAGACAGCAUUAUGCCUUUGAUCUUUUACAAUGACCGACUCCAACCUGAUGACCUUGAAGGGCACGUAAGGAAGGAGUUGAUGUUCAAAACCAAGUCCACCAGGAGAGAUAGUCCAGAAGAAGGAGAUGAACGACUGAUGGAAGCAAGAGAGAUGGUAAAACGAGGCAGCGGUAUGGUAGUACAGUUCCGGUGGCCACGCUUUGUAGAGCAGGGGACUGAAGACCGUAUCAGCAGCUCGACCGGUACUCCCCAGAAGGAUAAGGGAUCAUUGCGGUCAAGAAGCAACAGUCCCUCCGCUGAAGGCGCUGCCCAGCAGAGUGAGAAUACCACUUUGAUCUCUACAGAAGAACCAGGUUAUGAGGAUACCGGAAGUCCUCACGAUAGACGGGACUGA
Messenger RNA from Ascochyta rabiei, 2295 nucleotides. RefSeq lists its product as uncharacterized. The record is from RefSeq and is a predicted model, not a curated record. Bases 1 to 2295 code for a protein of 764 amino acids. The transcript has a single exon. Lineage: Eukaryota; Fungi; Ascomycota; Dothideomycetes; Pleosporales; Didymellaceae.